Molecule: messenger RNA, 645 nt
Organism: Schistocerca cancellata (South American locust)
Lineage: Eukaryota; Metazoa; Arthropoda; Insecta; Orthoptera; Acrididae
Product: kallikrein-7-like
Exons: 6
Coding region: 1-645 (214 amino acids)
Biological process (GO): proteolysis
Molecular function (GO): serine-type endopeptidase activity
Source: RefSeq, a predicted model, not a curated record
AUGAGGCAGACAGUCCUGGUGCUGGCGCUCGCGGCCAGCGUGUUCGCGGCUGAGCUGCCCGUCCGUCGCAUCCCACACAGCGGUCCACAAAGGAGGUUUGGCCGGGUACACGGACGCAUCGUCGGCGGCUCAGAUGCCACCUUAGUUGAGGCCGUGGCCGGCAUCAACUCCCUGACGUCUGACUCGGCCAUAGAGCAGAGGGUGCAAGUGGCCCAGCAGAUAAGGCAUCCAUCCUACCAGGAAAUUGAUAACGUCGCAAUCAACGACGUCGCCGUCUUCCAACUGCAGUCCAGCCUGACCCUGGGCGCUGGUUCGUCGGCGACGCUGUCUGGCUGGGGUAGCACCAGCACCGGCCUUCUUCCGCACAUGCCCGACAUCCUGCAGUGGGUCAACGUCAGCGUCAUCAGCAACACGGAGUGCGCGCUGCUUCUGGGUGACAGCCCGCUCAACGACGACAGCGUCUGCACGGGCCCCGUCGACGGCAGCAUCUCCGCUUGCGAGGGCGAUUCUGGCGGCCCACUGGCCCAGGACGGCACCCUCAUUGGAAUCGUGUCGUGGGGCAUAUGGCCCUGCGGGGCUGAGGACGCGCCCUCUGUCUUCACCCGGGUGGCCGCUUUCACGGACUUCAUCAACCAGUACCUUUAG